This is a messenger RNA of Drosophila takahashii, 2354 nucleotides long. RefSeq names its product conserved oligomeric Golgi complex subunit 2 (gene Cog2). Gene Ontology annotation, biological process: intra-Golgi vesicle-mediated transport; Golgi organization; protein transport. Lineage: Eukaryota; Metazoa; Arthropoda; Insecta; Diptera; Drosophilidae. The record is from RefSeq and is a predicted model, not a curated record. Gene Ontology annotation, cellular component: COG complex; membrane.
UAUCUCUACUUUCGUGGCAAUUUGUUAAAUUUAUAUUUAAUUAAUUAAAUUCCCGCGGCAGGCCAUGCAUGAUCCCGUCAAGAAGUCGGCCCACCUGGCCGCCGGCUCCACCAGCACCGCGGAGAAGCUGUGUUUCGACAAGAACGAGUUUAUGAAGGCCAAUUUUUCGGUGGACGAGUUCCUGCACAAGAACCGCAAUGCACCGAGUCUGGAGCAGCUGCGCGACAACCUGGGACUCUACUUAAAAGGCCUGCGGGCGGCUAUGAUUGAUCUGAUCAACGAGGACUACGCGGACUUUGUGAACCUGAGCGCCAACCUGGUGGGUUUGGACCAGAGCAUAGAGACCAUUCAGCGGCCGCUGGAGCAGUUUCGCAGCGACAUCGAGAGCAUCCAUGGCCUCAUAGACGAGAACGUCACGGAGCUUCAAGCCCAAUUGGAGGAGAAGCGAAAGCUGCGCGAGUUCAAGCGAGGAUUGCAGAGCCUUAAAAAGGUCUACGAGACCACCAGCAAACUGCAGGAGCUCAUCGACCGGAAGCUAGGUGGAGAGCAGCCCAUCAAGGCGGUUGACCUGGAGCGCGCCGCCUUGGACCUAAUUCAGUUGAAGUUUCACGAGAAGCACUGCGCAAAGCACUUAAAUGCCGAACAGCAGGGCAAGAUUCAGCAGCUGGAGGAGCAACUGCAUCAGCACCUGCGACGCUUCUUCAACGACGCCCUUAGCCAAGCCCGCAACUCGGCACCCGAAGCUUUGGAACGCUGCCUGCGCAUCUACAUCACCCUUAAUGCCUGUGGCCAGGCGGAGCGCGUUUUUCGCGAGGAUGUGGUGGCGCCCUACAUGACCGGCGUCAUCGGGGAGCAACAGCUGCAGAACUCACCGCAGGGCCUUGCUGGGAUCUACAGCAAGAUCCUUAACUUUAUUUCGCUGCACAUGACCGACCUGCUGCGGCUCACUCUCUACUCCGACAAGUUUCCGGGCUUCAAUUUUGUGGUCAACAGCUACUGGUCCGAUGUGGAGACCCGUCUGGAGCUCCACAUGAACUCCAUAUUUGCUCCGGGCAACUCGGAGGUCUUCUAUGUGAAGUACAAGUGCACCCGCGACUUUCUGGGCAAAAUAGAGGAGCUGUUGACCAGCUCCGGCGAGCAGGCGGUGACCUUCUAUCGCCAGCACAAGCAAACCAAGAGUUUCGAGGCCCGCUGGAAUCUACCGGUCUACUUCCAGAUAUGUUUCCAGGAAAUUGCUGGUCACUUUGAAGCCAAGUUGGAGCCCGUGCUGCAGGACGACACUUUGAAAAGCAAUCUCGGUGAUCAAGACUACAAACUAGCCCCAUUUAAUGCCGCCAAGGAGGCCAUGUCACGCUGCUGGGCGGAGGGAGUUUACCUGCCGGAGGUGUUUCCCAAGUUCUACAAGCUCAACGUGCAGAUAGUCCUGCGUCUCUCCCGCUGGAUCACGGAUGCCAUCGCCGUGUCCAAGGGCAGCCAGUUUGCCAAGUCCUACACUCGCCACCAGCUGCUCAUCGCUUUGCAUGCAGAUAUUCGCAAACUGGACGCCUAUCUGCCGGAGCUUCAGCAAUUGAUUGUGCAAUCCGUGCCCGCCGAGCAGCGCACGAAAAUUUUUAACGAUGUUUUGGGCAAAUCCAUGGCUGCACUGGGAGAUACGCUAGGUGCCCAUUUGACGAGCAUCCAAAAGACCUUGGUGGAGCUGCUGAUCGGGGAAUGCGAGACGGACAAUGUGCGCCAGGUGAACGACUUGCCGCGCUUGUAUCGCAAGACCAAUCGAGAGGUUCCCUCUCGCUGUUCUGGCUACGUGGAGCAAAUGCAUCGGCCGCUCAAAGCGUUUGCCCAGCAGAAUGAAUCCCAACUUGGCACUUUAGUGGUGGAGCAGAUUCUCUCGGAGGUAGCCAGUCACAUAACCAAAGCCUACUUCAACGUGGUGAGUGAUGUGCUCACUUCCGUGCAGAAAACUGAGGAAUCCUUGCGCCGCCUGCGGAAUGUAAAAAGUGGCGGAUCCGCCUCGUCGUCGGCAGGAAGUUCAGCUGUGAUGUCCGACGACGAUAAGAUUCGCGUGCAGCUUCGAGUGGAUGUCACAUCCUGGAAGCAGGAGCUCGGAAAACUGAACUUCCAGCCCACGCAGAUCGAGAAACUGGUGGAGUUGUCCAACAUGGUGGAGGAUAGCAUCAAACUGAAGGACAACAGUGCUUAGAAACGCCGCCAACGAGCAGUUAUUAAACGUAUACACUUCACUUUAUUCUUGUUAAACGAAUUCUAACGAUUCUUUAGGCACAAUUACUGAUUGUAUUAGGACUACGAAUUGUAUAUAAUAUAUAUAGGCAUAUAUGUAUAUCAUAUAUUUAAAUGCA